GUCUCCAGUAAAUGACCGGGGGAUCCCGGCAAGUAACAUGACGAAAAAGAAGCGGGAGAAUGUGGGCGUCGCGCUGGAGAUCGAUGGGCUAGAGGAGAAGCUGUCCCAGUGUCGCCGCGACCUGGAGACCGUGACCACCAGGCUUGAGAGAGCCAAGCUGAGCCCAGAGGCCAGGAGGUCUCUGGAGAAGGAGAAAAACAGCCUGAUGAGCAAAGCCUCUGGCUAUGAGAAGGAGCUGAAGCUGCUUCGGCAAGAAAACCGGAAGAACACGCUGCUCUCCGUGGCCAUCUUCAUCCUCCUUGCCCUCGUCUACGCCUACUGGCCCCUGUGAGUUUGGGAGUCCCCACAGGCAGCCCCGACUCCUCUCAGCCACUUGGCCAUGCCCGUCGGCCCCCAGCGGACCUAGGUGCCAGGGCCUCAUGCCCUGCACGGCUUCCCAUUGGCGCCACUCUCCUGCUGCUCCAGCCUGCUGUGGGGCCCGGCCCUCUAGGACGCGAUGCUGCUCCGCCCUUAGCCCAAGGGAGAGGUAAUAAAGAACGGAGGAUGCUCCCGUCUGCUGAGUAAAUGUCAUGGUGACUGCUGGGGUGGAUGCACUCAGGAAGAGAAGGGACGCACAAAGGAAAGCAAGCUCUCAGCUUAGAACAGGGGCGAGUGGGGAAGGCAAGCCUGCAACGUGAGAAAUUAAGACAGCAGGCACUUCCCAAGCCCAAGCUGUGCACCCCCACUCCACCCCAGCUUACCCUCCAUCAGUGCCACUGCCUGUAAUUGUGCAGAAAAAGUACAAGAACUUGGAGCUAUCCUGCAGGGGUUCUUGAGG
This is a messenger RNA of Ochotona curzoniae (black-lipped pika), 817 nucleotides long. It is a transcript of the gene CCDC167, whose product is annotated as coiled-coil domain containing 167. The transcript has 4 exons. Bases 38 to 331 code for a protein of 97 amino acids. The record is from RefSeq and is a predicted model, not a curated record. NCBI's taxonomy places the organism in Eukaryota, Metazoa, Chordata, Mammalia, Lagomorpha, Ochotonidae.